AUGGACGUCCUCCGCUUCGUCUGGUUGGUUUUGCUGGCAGAGCUGAGGAUUUCCGCAGGCCAAGUAUUGGGAUGCCGUCACGGCCAGUGGCAGUGUGAUGAUGGAAACUGCAUCCCCCAUGUGUGGAGAUGUGACGGAGACGGAGACUGCCUGGAUGGAUCCGAUGAAAUGGACUGCGCCGCCGCCGCAGCCCCAGGCUCCCCCCAAUGUCCGCCCGGUCAGUUUGCCUGUGUGGACUCUGUCGGCUGUGUCGAUGCGUCGGCCCGCUGUGACGGACAAUACCAGUGUCCCACCGGCUCCGAUGAGGAGAACUGCACAGCCGCCAACGGCUGUUUGGGCUCGGACUGGACUUGUCUGAACCACGUGUGUAUCCCCAAAGAGCAGCGAUGCAACGGGCUGACCGACUGCGUGGACGACUCUGACGAAAAGGACUGUGGUGUGUGUGUUGAAGGCAGCGUUCGGUGUCCUGACGGGACGUGUCUGUCUCCUGAGGAGAUGUGCGACGGGAAGGUUCACUGCUCGGAUGGUAGCGAUGAGCCCAUAACCUGCGGUCGUAUUUGCUCCAUGAACAACGGCGGCUGUAGCCACGUGUGUGUGGACGAGCCCUGGGGCGCUCUAUGUGCCUGUCCCGCUGGAUACAAGCUCUCAGCCAAUGGAGCCAUCUGUGAAGAUGUGGAUGAAUGCGCCACACCGUUUCCUCCCUGUAUGCAUCUCUGCACUAACACCAUCGGAUCCUACUAUUGCCAUUGCAGAGAAGGCUUCCGACUGAAUGGAAACUCCUCAUGUCUGGCAACAGGUAAUGUUACCAGGCUGCUGACGGUGCAGAGGAGAUCUGUCGGACUGUUGAACGUGAAGUCUCAACAGUUUGAAGUUGUCCAGACUCUGGCGUUCGACCCGGUGGCCUUGGCCUUCGACGCCGUCCGAGGCCGUUUCUUCUGGGCCGACAGCCGUGGCAGCAUUUACAAAAGUGAUGGACGUCAAAGCUGGACAACCUACACUGGUCAGCUAUGA
Messenger RNA from Scophthalmus maximus (turbot), 1011 nucleotides. Its product is annotated as low-density lipoprotein receptor-like. The coding region runs from base 1 to 1011 and encodes 336 amino acids. Gene Ontology annotation, molecular function: protein binding; calcium ion binding. Lineage: Eukaryota; Metazoa; Chordata; Actinopteri; Pleuronectiformes; Scophthalmidae. The record is from RefSeq and is a predicted model, not a curated record. The transcript has 7 exons.